AUGUGCAAGGCCAUGAGCAAAGCAGCGAGCUGGGAGAUGGACGGACUGCGCGGCGACAGCAGCGGCGGCGGCGGCGGCGGUGGCGGCGGCGGCGGAGCCUCCGGGCAGUGCCGUAAUUUUCUCUCCUCGCCCGUUUUCGGGGCGGCGCACACGGGCCGAGCGGCCGCCGCCGCCGCUGCCGCCGCCGCCGCCUCGGGGUUUGCCUACGCCGGCGGAGGGGAGCGCUCAGGGGCGGCGGCGAGGCCCGACCCCCCGACCAAGGACUGCCCGAGCUCCGCCACGCCGGCCGCCGCCCCCGCGCUGGGCUAUGGGUAUCACUUUGGCAAUGGAUACUAUAGCUGCAGGAUGUCCCACGGGGUUGGGAUCCAGCAAAAUGCCCUGAAGUCUCCCCCCCAUGCCUCCAUUGGCGGCUUUCCCGUGGAAAAGUAUAUGGACGUCUCCAGCUUGACCAGCACGAGUGUUCCCGCCAAUGAAGUCUCUUCCAGGGCGAAGGAAGUGUCCUUCUACCAGGGCUACACAACCCCCUACCAGCACGUUCCUGGGUACAUAGACAUGGUCUCAACGUUUGGCUCUGGGGAACCGAGACACGAAACAUACAUAUCAAUGGAGGGCUAUCAGUCUUGGACUCUGGCUAAUGGCUGGAAUAGUCAGGUUUACUGUGCCAAAGAUCAGACACAGAGCUCACACUUCUGGAAAUCGUCCUUUCCAGGGGACGUUGCACUAAACCAGCCCGAUAUGUGUGUCUACCGGCGUGGGAGAAAGAAGCGAGUGCCGUAUACAAAACUGCAGCUUAAAGAACUCGAGAAUGAAUAUGCCAUUAACAAGUUCAUUAACAAGGACAAGAGGCGAAGGAUAUCCGCAGCCACAAACCUGUCUGAGAGACAAGUUACCAUUUGGUUUCAGAACAGGAGGGUGAAGGAUAAGAAAAUAGUCUCCAAACUGAAAGACAAUGUAUCUUGA
Chiroxiphia lanceolata (lance-tailed manakin) is the source of this 960-nucleotide messenger RNA. It is a transcript of the gene HOXD13, whose product is annotated as homeobox D13. The transcript is spliced from 2 exons. Gene Ontology annotation, biological process: regulation of transcription by RNA polymerase II. The record is from RefSeq and is a predicted model, not a curated record. Bases 1 to 960 code for a protein of 319 amino acids. Gene Ontology annotation, molecular function: DNA-binding transcription factor activity, RNA polymerase II-specific; RNA polymerase II cis-regulatory region sequence-specific DNA binding. NCBI's taxonomy places the organism in Eukaryota, Metazoa, Chordata, Aves, Passeriformes, Pipridae.